AUGUCUUCUGUCAGCACCACCCAUUUUGUCAAAACCAAAUAUCGAGAUACCCCUGAUACUCUAUCUGGCGUGGUCCGCACCAACUUGCCUUUAAAACAAGUUCUGCGAAAGCCCGAUCUAGCGGGACGCUUAGUAUCUUGGUCAGUCGAGUUGACAGAAUAUUCUGUGACCUAUGAACCUAGGGGGGCGGUCAAAGGUCAGGUUUUGGCAGAUUUUGUGGCGGAACUAACACCUGCCGCGGCGCCAAAGGAAGAUGCGCCUUGGAUACUAUCCGUCGACGGGUCUUCAAACACGGCGGGCAGUGGUGCGGGUGUUGUUCUGGAUGGGCCCGGAGAUAUUCAAAUCGAGCAAUCUCUAAGGUUUGAAUUCAAAGUGACAAACAAUCAGGCUGAGUACGAGGCUCUGAUUGCUGGUUUGAAGCUAGCUUUGGACGUCGGUGUGAAGGCUUUGGCAAUAAGGAGCGAUUCCCAGGUGGUGGUCAAGCAAGUUUUGGGAACCUACCAAGUGCGAGACGAGCAGCUGGGAAGGUAUCUAGUAAGAGUUAAACAAUUGAUGGCCCGUUUUGUCAAAGUAUACAUUGAACACGUCCCGAGUGAGCAAAACACCAGGGUGGAUGUACUAGAAAAAUUGGCGAGUACCAGAAGGCCGGGAAAUAACAAAUCCAUCAUUCAGGAAACUUUGUCGGGGCCCAGCGUCGACGACGUUUCAAUCAUGUCUAUUGACGACCCGCCUGAGUCGUGGAUGGAACCAAUCCUAAGAGUUUUGAAUGACGAGGUUGAUAUGAGCAUCAUCAGCAGAAAACUGAGGCGCGAAGCAAGUCACUAUACUUUGGUUGCGGGGCAACUUUUCAGACGGAGCCACACUCACCCAAUGCUGUCGUGUGUACCAGAGGAUCAGGUCGAGCGGAUAAUUAGCGAGGUCCAUGAAGGGGUUUGCGCGACACACAUUGGGGCUAGAUCUCUAGCCGUUAAAGUCUUAAGAGCGGGAUUCUAUUGGCCUACCUUGAGGACUGAUUGCAAAAAGUAUGCUAAAAAGUGCGUAAAAUGUCAGCUCUUUGCUGAUUUUCACAAAGCCCCCUUAGAGGAACUAACCACCAUGGUGGCCCCUUGGCCUUUCGCCAUGUGGGGGUUGAUUUGA
Lotus japonicus is the source of this 1137-nucleotide messenger RNA. RefSeq lists its product as uncharacterized. NCBI's taxonomy places the organism in Eukaryota, Viridiplantae, Streptophyta, Magnoliopsida, Fabales, Fabaceae. The record is from RefSeq and is a predicted model, not a curated record. The coding region runs from base 1 to 1137 and encodes 378 amino acids. The transcript has 2 exons. Gene Ontology annotation, molecular function: nucleic acid binding; RNA-DNA hybrid ribonuclease activity.